AGACUGAUAAGCAUGUAUACAAACCUGCUUGGUGUUGAAUAAAAAAUGAGCUGUAAUAUCUACAUCUGUCGAUAUAGUAAGUAUCAGUUAUCGGCAGUUAAAGUCAUUAUCUCGAUACAAUGGCAAGCGAACGAUGGAAGGAUGAUAUCGCGUACGCGAUGACCCCUUUCAAAUUGAUUUCUUGGCCCAUUGGCGUUUGGCCAUUGCAAGUUUAUAACUUUCAUUCGCUAUUACGCAGUAUCUUGAGCAUCUGUUUCGCGGUUUUUGUAGUAACCUUACCUUUCAUUGAGAUGUACAUGGGCUGCACUAACGCGGGACAGAAUGUGGAUUGCAUUAUGUUAAGCUGUAGCGGAACGCUUGCAGUGUUAAAGAUAUUAUGGUUUCGUAUUUAUGCAAACAAUUUAAUUAAUAAUUAUAAAUCUGCUUUAAACGAUUAUCUGACGAUUGAGGACAUAGAAGAACGUACCAUUAUGCGAAAACAUGCUUUUGCAGCAAGAAUUGUUUCAUUCCCUCUGCUGUGCUUCUCUUAUUUUUGUUGUAUAGUGUAUACGUUAACACCUUUUAUGAAUCAUGAUGAAAACAAUCAGAAUGUAACGGCUGAGGAUAUCGUUUUAGAAUAUCCAAUACCAUCAAAAUGUACUAUGAAAUACUUACAUGCUCCAAUAAACAUGUAUAAAAUAUUUGUCAUCAUCCAAGCUAUUUCGCUGCUAACAGUGACUAAUGCUAAUAUCGGUAACGAUGCAUUAUUUAUCAACAUUACAUUACAUAUCUGUGGUCAAGUGAAGAUUCUAAAAACCCAUUUCGCCAACUUAGAUGUUGCAUGCCCGCAAAUCUGCGAUGAUUUUAAUAAACUUAUACAGAGACAUAUUUACUUGAUAGGAAUGAUUAGAAAACUUGCUGAUGUUAUUAGUUUUAUUUUAUUAGUAGAGCUCUUCAUUAUUAGCGUGUGUUUAUGCAUAAUGGGAUUUCAGUUCAUCAUAGCACUGAAAAACAGAGAUACUGUUAUGAUGGGACAAAGUUUAAUGGCACAAACUGUUUUUUUGAUAACGCUGUCAGUGUAUAGUUACAUCGGAAGAUAUCUAAAGUCACAAAUGGAAGAUAUAGGCCAUUCUAUUUAUCAAAAUGCUUGGUAUGAAUUUCCUGUUAAAUUGAUGAGGAAUCUAGUGUUCAUUUUUAUGCAAACAGAAGGUCCAGCCAUGUUUCAAGCUGGGAAUUUUAUCGCGAUUAAUUUGUCAACUUUAGUAAACAUUUUGAAGACUUCUUUUUCGUAUCUUUCUGUACUUCGUAUAAUGGUCGAUACGUGAAAUAUUA
This is a messenger RNA of Camponotus floridanus (Florida carpenter ant), 1311 nucleotides long. Its product is annotated as odorant receptor 13a-like. Gene Ontology annotation, biological process: sensory perception of smell; detection of chemical stimulus involved in sensory perception of smell. The coding region runs from base 120 to 1304 and encodes 394 amino acids. Gene Ontology annotation, cellular component: plasma membrane. Lineage: Eukaryota; Metazoa; Arthropoda; Insecta; Hymenoptera; Formicidae. The record is from RefSeq and is a predicted model, not a curated record. Gene Ontology annotation, molecular function: odorant binding; olfactory receptor activity. The transcript is spliced from 4 exons.